ACCGAAUCCUCUUCCAUACCUCUCUUUCCUCUCUGUCUCUCCAGCGCAUUGAAGGAAGAAGAGCUCAUGCAUUAAGACGCAAGGUGACCUCCCUCUUUCUGGGAUUCCUUUGAUUUCAUGCAAGAUCUGUCCACGCUCUCGCUUUCGCUUUCUUGCAACUUGGCUGUUGGAGGUUACCCAGGAGUUCAAGCGUCGUGGUCUUUUGCCUGACACUAAGCUCUCUGGGUUGGCAACCUUCUCUUGUGCCUCAUUUGUGUGUAAGAGUCAUAACUCAGACAGGGUGGAAGAGGCGGCCCACUAGCACAUUUUCUAGCUCUAAGUCAAGUCUGUGCACUGCCAAGUUAAUUAAGGGCAGGUUGCUCUUAAUUGGCUUCUACACUCUUGGGAGGAAAUGAAUCUCAUUCAGUGUUCACGGCGUUCAGACAUUGCACUGCCUUUCGUUGAGUGUCUACAUCAUGUGAACGUGAAUCCUAAGCCGGCUUUACUGGUUAGUAGAUCCCUGAGGAGAACUAGAUCUCAUUGUGGAAGCAAGAACGUGAUAAAAUGUAGCCAUUUAAUGCCUGGGCACCUGGAAGGAUCUUUUGUGGGAAAGAAGCAGGUGGAGGAGCGUCCUAAGAAGCUGCAAUUUGUGAGGACAUUGCUGAUCGACAACUAUGAUAGUUACACAUACAACAUCUACCAGGAGUUAUCAGUUAUCAAUGGGGUGCCUCCUGUUGUGAUAAGAAAUGAUAGUUGGACGUGGAAAGACAUAUGUCAACACUUGUAUGAAGAAAACGCAUUCGAUAAUAUUGUUAUAUCGCCUGGACCUGGUUCUCCAACAUGCCCUGCUGAUGUAGGAAUAUGUCUUCAGCUGUUGCUUGAGUGCGGAGACAUACCAAUUUUGGGUGUUUGCCUCGGACACCAGGCUUUGGGUUAUGUACAUGGCGCAAAAGUUGUACAUGCAUCUCAACCAAUCCAUGGUCGCUUGAGUGAGAUCAAGCAUAAUGGUAGCAGGUUGUUUCAUGACAUUCCUUCUGGUAGAAACUCGGGAUUUAAGGUGGUCCGGUAUCAUUCCCUUGUUUUAGAUGCACAAACACUUCCUGAAGAACUCGUCCCUAUAGCAUGGACCACUUCUAGUGAUGCACUUUCCUUUUCUGAGGACAAUUUUGUUUCUCCAGAUGCCUAUGCUAAAACCAGUGAAGGAUACUCAACUUUAUUUUCAGACAUAAGAAACGAAAACUCUUGGCCUUUAAGCCAUUCUGGAGACAUACGAAGCCGAAAAGUCCUUAUGGGCAUUAUGCAUUCUACUUGGCCUCAUUAUGGUGUGCAGUUUCAUCCAGAGAGUGUUGCAACUUGUCACGGGAGACAGAUUUUCAAGAAUUUCAGGCGAAUAACGGAAGACUAUUGGUUGAGAUCAAGCUCCUCUUUCUUCAGAAGGAGAUAUGCUUAUUUUACUGCGCAAAUCCAGGUGCCCCAUGCUAAUCAUAUAUCGGGACAAGUUCGUUUAACAAAUACUCCCUCAGUGGAGACUGAUGGCAAUCACGUGCUUCAAGAGGUUACUAGAAGCAGAAGACCAGUGGAUGAUUUGGACGAGAGGAACUGCCUUGGUAUGACAAAUCUGGGAAUUUCACCUACAACCAUUGACAUGAAGCUACUUAAGUUAACAUGGAGAAGGCUAGAAGGUUUGGCUGCUAAACUUGGUGGAGCCAAGAACAUAUUCUGUGAACUUUUUUCUGAUGACAAGGCUGAGAACACCUUUUGGUUGGAUAGUUCGUCAAUUGAGAAGGGAAGAGCUAGAUUUUCAUUUAUGGGUGGUAAAGGAGGACCUCUUUCGAAGCGAUUGACAUUUAGAUUGACCAACAGAAGUGAUGCAGCUCAUUGUGGAGGUUAUCUAUCAAUUGAAGAUGCUCAUGGCCAUGUUAGUAGUACAUACUUGGAAAAAGGUUUCCUUGAUUUCUUGAACAAGGAGCUUCUGUCAUUUCAUUGUGAAGAAAAAGAUUUUGAAGGAUUACCAUUUGAGUUUUACGGAGGAUUUGUCGGGUACAUAGGGUAUAACCUCAAAGUAGAAUGUGGUGCAGCAACUAAUUGUCACAAGUCACCAGUUCCAGAUGCUUGUUUUCUCUUUGCUGAUAACUUUGUAGUGGUUGAUCAUCUCAAUGACGAUGUUUAUUUGAUGUCGAUACAUGACCGCAACACACCUGGCACAACAUGGCUGGAUAAUACAGAAGAAAAGCUUCUUACUUUAAGAACAGCUCCUACAGAAGAACCAAAGAACAAAAAUAUGGGGUCCAUGACAAUUUCCCCCCAUGAAGCAGGGUUUUGUGCUGAGAAAUCCAAAGAGCAGUACAUGGAAGAUGUCAGGAAGUGCUUGCAGUAUAUAAAAGAUGGAGAAAGCUAUGAGUUAUGUGUCACGACCCAAAUAAGGAAAAAAGUUGAGGAGAUGGAUCCUCUGCAACUGUACCUUCACCUUAGAGAAACCAAUCCAGCACCAUAUGCUGCUUGGCUUAAUUUUGCAAAGGAGAAUCUCCACAUCUGCUGCUCUUCCCCUGAGAGAUUUUUGCGGUUGGAUAGAAAUGGUAUCUUGGAAGCAAAGCCCAUAAAGGGUACCAUAGCUCGGGGAGUGACAAAAGAGGAAGAUGAAAAGCGCAAAUUGCAACUGCAUUACAGUGAAAAGGAUCAAGCAGAGAAUCUGAUGAUUGUCGAUCUUCUGAGAAAUGACCUUGGUCGGGUUUGUGAGCCCGGUUCUGUUCAUGUACCUCAUCUGAUGGAUGUUGAGUCAUAUGCCACAGUCCAUACCAUGGUGAGUACAAUACGUGGAAAGAAGCGCAGCGACGUCAGUGCAGUUGACUGUGUCAGAGCUGCAUUUCCUGGUGGUUCAAUGACAGGAGCACCUAAACUGAGAUCUAUGGAACUUCUUGAUUCUCUGGAGACCUGCUCUCGAGGUAUCUAUUCGGGAUCCAUCGGUUUUUUCUCUAUCAAUCAGACGUUUGAUCUGAACAUCGUCAUAAGAACAGUUGUGAUACAUGAGAAUGAAGCUUCGAUCGGGGCAGGCGGGGCCAUUGUCGCCUUAUCGAACCCCGAAGACGAGUACGAGGAAAUGAAUUUGAAGACCUGUGCACCAGUGAAGGCAGUGAUGGAUAUUCAGAACGAUGAGAAUUUGGCAAUCCCUUUCCCCCCUCUUUUCUUCAGCAGGUGAUAGGUAGAACUGUCUGUUAAUUGGUUGAUACUGCUUGUGCCUCGAUUUGCUAUUCAUUGACAAAACAAGAUACAUUCAAUUUGUGCAACAAAUAAGGGAUUUAUUCAUUCAAAUCGAAAGUUAUUUUUGUUGAAUUUGUCU
Molecule: messenger RNA, 3316 nt
Organism: Rhodamnia argentea
Lineage: Eukaryota; Viridiplantae; Streptophyta; Magnoliopsida; Myrtales; Myrtaceae
Product: aminodeoxychorismate synthase, chloroplastic
Exons: 15
Coding region: 392-3175 (927 amino acids)
Biological process (GO): L-tryptophan biosynthetic process; folic acid-containing compound biosynthetic process
Source: RefSeq, a predicted model, not a curated record